Messenger RNA from Sesamum indicum (sesame), 1436 nucleotides. Its product is annotated as protein SOSEKI 1-like. The record is from RefSeq and is a predicted model, not a curated record. Lineage: Eukaryota; Viridiplantae; Streptophyta; Magnoliopsida; Lamiales; Pedaliaceae.
GCACGCUUUCGGAUUUUUCAAGAGAACAUCUCAACAUCAUAUGUGUUUCCCAGGAAACUGAAACAACGACUUUCUCUUUUAUCCAUGUAUAAAUACAUGCAUUAUACAUUCCCCCAUACAUACAUAUACUACGUACAGUACUCGCAGAAGAUUGAUUAGUUCUUCGGAGAAAUUCCCGUCAGACACAGAUCAUCUCAAAUCCUUAGAGACGACGGAUUGGAGGAGAGAAUCAAGAACAUCGUUGACGGUAUAUACAACGGAAUUAGCGACGGUUUCAGAAGAUAAAUGGAGGCGGCAGAAAGUGGGGUGGAAGUGAGACGACUCCACAUCGUCUAUUUUCUUAGUCGAAAGGGUCGUCUCGAACACCCUCAUCUCAUUCGACUCCAUCGUCUCUCCUCAAAUGGUGUUCGACUUCGAGAUGUCAAAAGAUGGUUGGGAGAACUACGAGGAAAAGACAUGCCAGAAUCAUUUGCAUGGUCAUAUAAGAGGAGAUACAAGAAAGGGUAUGUCUGGCAAGACUUACUGGAUGAUGAUCUGAUUACUCCAAUCUCAGACAACGAAUAUGUCCUCCAAGGAUCAGAGAUUUCCUCUACUAAUAACACAGAAAUCCCCAUGCAAAAGGAGCAAUCAUCUGUGCAAGGUGCACAAAAGACCAACCCAAAACCCCAACCCACAGAAGAAAAUCAGAGUCCUUCAUCCUCAUCAUCACCCUCGGAAACAUCCAUACUCACAGAUGAUUCAGCCAAAACUCAGCUGCAAAUGCAUUCACACACAUUUGCGAUGCAAGAAGCAAACAACAAGAGGAGGGUCGGAAAAGUCAAGAAUGUAAUGAUCAAUCAAAAGCUCAGCAAUGUUGGUACAACUUCUGCUGCGUCGCGUACAAUCAUAUCGGACGAUCAUAGGACGAAGAGCAAAAAUGGAGCUUCAUCGAACGGCAAUAUACUUCGGAGUUUGAUCAGUUGUGGUGCUGUGGAUACAGACGAUUCGGCUCUCCGUAUAAUAAUGUGUUCGAGUGAUAACAGAAAUGUUCAUAAUUCAGCACAAAUAUGCAAAAGGGAGAAGAUCACAUUGGGGACCUCUUAUUGGACUCCAAAUCAUGGGAGCAACUGCAGUAGGAGUUGUGAUGGGGCGAAGGAUUCAGCCACGAAAAAAGGCCAAUUCAAAAACCAAGGGGGGUCUUGUCCUGCUGCUUAUAAGCCCAUUAAAGGACCCAAUUGCUCGCAAUGUGGGAAGCAAUUCAAGCCAGAGAAACUGCAUGCACACAUGAAAUCCUGCAAGGGAAUGAAAGCCUUGUCCAGAACUUCAAAUCCUCCAGUUUCUGCUUCGGAUGCUGAGGAGACAUCAAAAAUUUCAACACAACCCUGUAAUAAAGACUCGGUUUCUGCUCAUUUCUUAAGUCAUUGAUUGUCAGAACUUAAAACCUCUGUUUUGUACAU